This is a messenger RNA of Pteronotus mesoamericanus, 2838 nucleotides long. RefSeq names its product acyl-CoA synthetase family member 2 (gene ACSF2). Gene Ontology annotation, molecular function: medium-chain fatty acid-CoA ligase activity. Gene Ontology annotation, biological process: fatty acid metabolic process. Bases 57 to 1907 code for a protein of 616 amino acids. NCBI's taxonomy places the organism in Eukaryota, Metazoa, Chordata, Mammalia, Chiroptera, Mormoopidae. The record is from RefSeq and is a predicted model, not a curated record. The transcript is spliced from 16 exons.
CUUUAAAAAAAGUUUCUCCAGUAGGAACACUGGCGAAGCGAGCCAUAAGUGUCUGCAUGAAGAUGCUGCGCGUCAAGAUGCUGCGCCUUGGGCGGCUGUGUGCCAGCACCCCAGGGGUGCUAGGGACACGCACCGUCCUCUCUCGGGUUUGGCAGGAAGCAAGGUUGCGAGGCGUCCGUCCCUUCAGUUCCGGAGAGGGGGAUCACACUGCCACCCUGCCCAUCGGAGGCCUUAGCUACGUCCGGGGCUGCACCGCAUUUCCUCUUCUCCUCGAGACUGUGGGACAGUGCCUGGACGCCACAGCACAGAGGUUCCCAGACCGAGAGGCCUUGGUCGUCCUCCAUGAAAACGUCAGGAUGACCUUUGCCCAGCUCAAGGAAGAGGUGGACAAAGCUGCUUCUGGGCUCCUGAGUAUCGGCCUUCGCAAGGGUGACCGGCUGGGCAUGUGGGGACCCAACUCCUAUGCAUGGGUGCUGAUGCAGCUGGCCACAGCUCAGGCGGGCAUCAUUCUGGUGUCUGUGAACCCAGCCUACCAGGCCAUGGAGCUGGAGUAUAGCCUCAAGAAGGUGGGCUGCAAAGCCCUCGUGUUCCCCAAGCAGUUCAAGACCCAGCAAUACUACAACAUCGUGAAGCAGAUCUGUCCAGAGUUGGAGAAGGCCCAGCCGGGGGCCUUGAAGAGUCAGAGGCUCCCAGAUCUGACCACACUCAUCUCAGUGGAUGCCCCUCUGCCAGGGACACUGCUCCUGGAUGAGGUGGUGGCAGCUGGAAGUAAAGAGCAGCACCUGGCCCAGCUCCAGCACUCCCAGCAGCUCCUGUCCUGCUAUGACCCUGUCAACAUCCAGUACACCUCAGGGACGACAGGCAAACCCAAGGGGGCCACUCUUUCCCACUGCAACAUUGUCAACAACGCCAGCUUGUUAGGGAAGCGCUUGAAACUGCACCUGAAGACAGAAGAGAAGAAGCGGAUAAUCCUGCCCGCCCCGCUGUACCACUGCCUGGGUUCUGUCGGGGGCACAAUGGUGAGCGUGCUACAUGGCGCCACCCUUAUCCUGUGUUCUCCGGUUUUUAAUGGCAAGAAGGUGCUGGAGGCCAUCAGCAGAGAGAGGGGCUCGCACAUUUAUGGCACCCCCACAAUGUUCGUGGACAUUCUGAACCAGUCAGACUUCUCCAGUUACGACAUCUCAAACGUGUGUGGAGGUUUAAUUGGUGGGUCUCCUGUAUCCACCGAGCUGGUGCGAAUGAUUGUCAAAAAGCUGAACGCGAGGGACUUGGUGGUUGCUUAUGGAACCACAGAGAACAGUCCUGUGACCUUUAUGCAGUUUCCUGAGGACUCCUUGGAGAUAAAGGAACAAACUGUGGGCAGAAUCAUGCCUCACACAGAGGCCCAGAUCGUGAGCAUGGAGACAGGGGCCACAGUAGAGCUGAACACACCCGGAGAGCUGUGGAUCCGAGGGUACUGCGUCAUGCUGGGCUACUGGGAUGAUCCCCAGGAGAAUGAGAAAGUGGUUGGACUCCAAAAGUGGUACCGGACAGGAGACAUCGCCACCAUAGAUGAGCAGGGCUUCUGCAGAAUCAUAGGCCGCUCCAAGGAUAUGAUCAUCCGGGGCGGUGAGAACAUCUACCCUGCAGAGCUGGAGAACUUCUUAUACACACACCCACAGGUGCAGGAAGUGCAGGUGGUGGGAGUGAAGGACAACCGGAUGGGGGAGGAAAUCUGCGCCUGCAUUCGGCUGAAGGAUGGGGAGAAGACCACGCCAGAGGAGAUCAAGGCUUUCUGCAAAGGGAAGAUCUCCCACUUCAAGAUUCCCCGAUACAUCGUGUUUGUCACUGACUACCCCCUCACCAUCUCAGGAAAGAUCCAGAAAUUCAAGCUUCGACAGCAGAUGGAAGAGCAUCUAAAUCUGUGAAUAAAGGGGAGGAGACCCUCCCUGGCCCUCCCUGACCUUCUCCCACAUUCCCCUCCUCUGUUUUUUGUGAUUUGACAUAAAGCUUCUCUGUUUGCUUUGGCCAAUCUCUUGCUGGUGUGAUCUAUUGGCAGCUACUAUGGGAUGGAAAAGUGAAGAAGCCAAAUGGAAACUAGCACUGUCAGACCUGUUCCUUAGCAAUGAUGGUGCUAAGCACUUUGGUUUGCAUUAUCUACUUAAUUUAAUCCUCACCUAAUCCCUUUGGUAUCUCAUAUUUUUAAAAACUAUACUUAUUUCUUUUUCACAUUGUCACCAGAUUAGUCCAGCAAGAAAUGUUCUUUUUUUAUAACAGCUUCUUUGAGAUAUAAUUCAUGGACCAUCCAAAGCAUGCAUUUAAAGUGUACCAUUCUCCCUGGCCAAGUAGCUUAGUUGGUUGGAGCAUUGUCCUGAUAUGCCAAGGCUGCGGGCUUGAUUCCCUAGUCAGAGCACAUAUAAGAACCAACCAAUGAAUGUUUGGAUAGGUGUAACAACAAAACGAUGUUUCUCUCUCUGUCUCCCCCACCAAUUUCUCUCUCCUCCUCCCUCUCUAAAAAUCAAUAAAACCCUGGCCCACCAGCUCAGUUAGAGCAUCAUCCUGAUAUGCCAAGGUUGUGAGUUUGAUUCCAGUCAGGACACAUAUAAAAAUCAACCAAUAGCCCUGGCUGGUGUGGCUCAGUGGACUGAGUGCUGACCUGUGAACCGAAAGGUCACUGCUUCAAUUCCUGAUCGGGACACUUGCUUGGGUUGCGGGCCAGGUCCCCUGUUGGGGCUGUACCAGAGACAGCUGAAUCUCUUGCACAUUGAUGUUUCUUUCCCUCUCUUUCUCCUCCCUUCCCCUCUCUUUAAAAAUAAAUAAAUAAAAUCUUUUUAAAAAAACCCCACCAAUGAAUGCAUA